CUAGAGCGGAAGUGGAGGAGCAGCCGGAAGUAGCCGGAAACUCAGUCAGACAGACUUUGACAAGGGCCGGAGCUGCACAGAGGAGGUGGUCAGCCAUGGAGCUGGGCGAGCUGCUCUACAACAAGUCUGAGUACAUUGAAACGGCAUCUGGGAACAAAGUUAGUCGGCAGUCAGUGCUGUGUGGAAGCCAGAACAUUGUCCUCAAUGGCAAGACCAUCGUGAUGAAUGACUGUAUUAUCCGAGGGGAUCUGGCAAACGUAAGAGUUGGACGCCAUUGUGUUGUGAAAAGUCGUAGUGUCAUAAGGCCACCAUUCAAGAAAUUCAGCAAAGGAGUUGCUUUCUUUCCUUUACAUAUUGGGGACCAUGUCUUUAUUGAGGAAGAUUGUGUGGUCAACGCAGCUCAGAUUGGCUCUUAUGUUCAUGUUGGAAAGAACUGUGUGAUUGGACGCCGGUGUGUUUUGAAAGACUGUUGCAAAAUUCUUGACAACACAGUAUUACCCCCAGAAACUGUGGUCCCACCAUUCACCGUCUUCUCAGGCUGCCCAGCCCCCAUUUUUUAAUACAGAGACAUAGGGUUGCAGGAAAACUGGCACAUUUUGGGAAGGCAGCACAGCAUGAAAUUGAGUCAUCCAACAAAAUGAAAGGCAAACCAUCCCGGAGGAAUCUGGGUCAGGAGCCAAAAACUCAGAUGCCUACAGGAGCCAGGAAGAUAAUGUGAAUGAACGAAGUAGUAGCUGUCAUAGCCAUCUAAGAAUUUUGAGAUCUUCUAAUGUUUUAAGAGGAACUAAAAAUCUGAAUUUUUAUGUGAAAUCUCAGAACUUAUAAAUGUUGGCUACUAAUUUUUAAAAACAUGUUAAAUAUUAUGCAGACCCAACAUAUGUUUGCAAGUCUAACACGAGCAGCUAAUUUGCAAAGGGUGUCUAUAAGAAUUUUGUAUUUUUUAGACUAUUUUUUCUAUCCUGUCGUACAUGCUGUAUGUAUGUACACGAAAAUAUGGGGAGAGGGGUAUAUAUAAUAUGGAUAUAUGAACUGUUAAUGCCUAUAUAAACAGAAUCACAUUCUCUAUACCACACUCUAAAUUGUUAUAAAACUUCCUUUCUUAACAACAUGUCUUGGAAAUUUUUUCUUAUCAGUGUAUAGAUACUCCAUUCAUUUUAAUGGUUACAUUUUUUUUUUUUUUUGGCAAAGUGAAAGCCAUUAUUAUUAUUUAUACAAAGCAAACAGUAAACAAUAACUGCAGAUUCUCACAAGGAGGACCACUUGCCCUCCCCAGAAUUCCCCUUGUCCAUUUUUAUGUCACUGGGCAGGCACACCAUUGUUCAGGUCAGAUGCUGAAUUCACGUCACCACUGCCUCCAGCUACCACCAUGUGGCUCAGGGGGUCUGCACAGUUCCCAAGGCUUCUGCUCUGCCACUGGGCCUUGCUAGCCUGUGCUGCCCACUCCUGCCAUGCUACCCAGGCCUGUGGGGCUCUCUUGCUGCCACACUGCUUGCGGGGGAGGCAUGCAACCCCUGCACAGGGCAGACUAGGGCCUCUCUUGCCCUUCACAAGCAUUAUGGCUCUUUUAGCUCUGCUGGCAAUUGUCCUGCCCAGAGGCAUGUGUCUCUGCCAUGCCGUGGGGAGACUCCUGCACAGGGCACACUCAGGCCUCUUCCCUGCAUAACCCAUCCCAGUGCUGUUGAGUCGAUUCCGACUCAUAGCAACUCUAUAGGACAGAGUAGAACUGUCCCAUGGAGUUUCCAAGGAGCAACGUUAACAGCUCUUUUAGCUCCACUGACAAGCCUCCUGCUCAAGGGUGCUCAGCUCCCACCUGGUGAGCUGGCAAGCCCACCACUACUGUCUCUCACCAUCUUGUGCCAUCAUCAGUGUUACAGCUCUUUCUUCUGGGUCUAGGAGGUUCUCAGAGCAGCGACCCCAGGUCCAAAGGAUGUGCUCUGCUCCAGACUCUUCUUUUUUUUUUCUGUCUCUCUUUUUUUCUUAAUUGUACUUUAGAUGAAGGUUUACAAAACAAACUAGUUUCUUAUUAAACAGUCAGUACACAUAUUGUUUUAUGACAUUGGUUAACAGCCCCACGACACGUCAACACUGUCUCUUCUCAACCUUGGAUUCCCUCUUACGAGCUUUCCUGUCCCCUCCAGCCUUCUAGUCCUUGCCCCAGGGCUUGUGCACCCCUUUAGUCUUUAUGGGCGUGUCCAAUCUUUGGCUGAAGGGCGAACCUCAGGAGUGAUUCCAUUACUGAGUCGAAAGGGUAUUUGGGAGCCAUACUCUCAGGCCUUCUCCAGUCUCUUUCAGGCCAGCAAGUCUGGUCUUUCUUUUUGAGUUAGAAUUUUGUUCUACAUUUUUCUACAGCUCUGUCCAGGACCCUCUAUUGUGAUCCCUGUCAGAGCAGUCAGUGGUGGGAGCCAGGCACCAUCUAGUUGUACUGGACUCAGUCUGGUGGAGUCUGUGGUAGAUGUGGUCCAUCAGUCCUUUGGGCUAAUCUUUCCCUUGUUUCUUUAGUUUUCUUCCUUAUUACUUGCUCCCGAAGGGGUGAGAUCAGUGGAGUAUCCUAGAUGGCUGCUCACAGCUUUUAAGACCCCAGAUGCUACUCACCAAAGUAGAAUAUAGAACGUUUUCUUUAUAUACUAUGUUAUACCAGUUGAGCUAGAUGUUCCCCAAGACCAUGGUCCCCACAAUCCUCAGCCCAACAAUUUAGUCCCUCAGGGAGCUUGGAUGUGUCUGUGGAGUGUCCAUGACCUUGCCUUCGACAAGUUGUGCUGGCUUCCCCAGUAUUGUGUACUGUGUUACCCUUUACCAAAGCUACCGCUUAUCAAUUGUCCAGACUCUUCUUAAUGGUGGUGAGGUCCCCCUGAACCUCUGUGGGAUUGGCCCUUAUAUAAGUCUACUCCUUACCAAUUUAAAGGCAUGAUCCACCCAGCAGGACCACAAACUGACCAGUCGCCUCAAUAGACUGUAAAACCCAGAAAACCAAACCCGUUGCCAUCAAGUCCAUUCCAACUCAUAGCAACCCUAUAGGACAGAGUAGAAUUGCCCAAUAGGGUUUAUACAAGGAGCGACUGGUAGAUUCGAAGGGCUGACCUUUUGGUUAAUAGCCGAACAAUUGGCUAUGCCACUAGAGCUCCCAGUAGACCAUAAGUCACUCAAUUUGCAUAGUCCCAGCCAAUCAUUUUGUGGGAGUUACAAAGCCAUGGCUAGAAAGGCCAUAUAAAAAGAGAUUAAUUCCACUACAUGUAGUCUGGUGGCUUCUUCUAGGUUCUUACAAAUCCAGCUGCCAUCCAGUUGGUCUUGAAUAAUGGUAAUCCCAUGUCUGUCAGAGUAGAACGGUGGUCCAUAGGGUUUUCCUUAUUUCUUUUUUUUCAUAAUACUUCAUUAUGUUUUUGGUGAAGGUUUACAUAGCAGUUUAGGUUCCCAUUCAACAAUUUCUACACAAGUUGUUCAGUGACAUUGAUUACAUUCUUCACAGUGGGUGAACAUUCUCAUUAUAUGUGUUCUGGUUAUGUGUUUUUCAUUGCAUAAAUGUAGCACAGUGUAUCUAAUCAGUCCGCUAGUAUGAUCCAAAAAUUAAAAAAAAAAACCCAAACCCGUUGCCACUGAGUCAAUUCCAACUCCUAGUGACCCUAUAGGACAGAGUAGAACUGCCCUGUAGGGUUUCCAAGGAGCAGCUGGUGGAUUCGAACUGCCAACCUUUUGGUUAGCAGCCAAACACUUAACCACUGUACUUCCAGGGCUCCCCUAGUAUAAUAGAUCAUUAUUGUACUUUGUCACCAUUAGAAUCUUUGCUGCAUUGAACACUUGUACACACACUGUUGUGCAAUUGAGCAAGAUUAGCUGUGGGAUAAGUUCUUAGAAGUUGUAUUGUCAGGUCCCAGCAUAUUAACUUUUAAAUUUUGCUAGGCACAUUAAAACCUGUGAAAGUUGGAACCUAUAUAAGGCGGAAACUUGUCAGAGAAGGAAAACUAAAAUAUUUUCCACUAAUAGAAAGUGAUAGCAAAGUGGGAAGACUGCACCCUGUCAAAGGUGGAAAACUUGGGAGACCCAGAAAAACAAGGCAGUCCCAUAGAGUUCCGGCUCUCAUAGGUUUCACUGUAUUUCUAAAUUACGCUUCAAAAAGGUUAUAUGAAUGUACACACCCACUGGUAGUGUAUGAGAGUGCCUCAUCCCCUGAAAUUAUUAAAUAUAACUGCCCUGUCUUUUGUCUUUCGUUAGGACACAUCUGUUCCACUCUUCUUCCAUGAUUUGUCUCUGUAUCUGCAUAUCUGGGCAUUGGAUUCAGCUUCGUUGCAUGGACAGCAGGGCAGUUUUGUACCCCACGGGUACCCUCACUUUGACUCACUCAGUAGGUGUCACACCAGAAUCCUGGUGGUGGACAAGUCUUUCUUUGGAACAACCUCAGAUGUACCCAGAGAUCCAUAACUCUUCAGAUCAUGUAAUAGUAUAUUAACCUCUCUUAUCUGGAGUAUAAUUUUUAUUUUGGGUACCAUAUUAUUUGUUUUAUACACACACAGUCACGUCAUCAAGAAGAUGUGGUCAGUAGAGUAUUCUCUUAGUACUGAAGAUAGAUACCUAACAUUUAGACACUCAAGACUAAAGAAAACGACCUUAUAAGGGUUUAAAAAGAAAUCAGAGCUGCAAGCCUUCCAUGGCUCCACUUGGUUGACCGGGUCUUUCUUU
Molecule: messenger RNA, 4671 nt
Organism: Loxodonta africana (African savanna elephant)
Lineage: Eukaryota; Metazoa; Chordata; Mammalia; Proboscidea; Elephantidae
Gene: DCTN5
Product: dynactin subunit 5
Exons: 6
Coding region: 96-560 (154 amino acids)
Cellular component (GO): dynactin complex
Source: RefSeq, a predicted model, not a curated record